Equus caballus (horse) is the source of this 2375-nucleotide messenger RNA. The record is from RefSeq and is a predicted model, not a curated record. NCBI's taxonomy places the organism in Eukaryota, Metazoa, Chordata, Mammalia, Perissodactyla, Equidae.
CGCGUCUCGGACAGCACACAACAGCCCCACGGGGUCCCGGGCCCGGUCGGGGCGCACAGCACGGGGUCGGGGUGUCGGCCCAGAGGCUCAUGGGUGUCCAGCCUCUGAGGGCGGCCCGGAUCCCGUGGGGCCGGAGACUCAGCCGCGUCCAGCUGUGUCGAGGGGUCAGGGGACCGUGGCCCGAGUGACUGAAGGGGAACCCCGGAGCCCCUCCCGGUGGUGACCGGCCCAGCCUGAGCCCGGGGCCCCUCAGCAGCCCUUUGCCCCGAGGGCAGGAGGCCACCCGCAGGUGACAGGGGAGCAGUGAGCCCAGCGCAUCUCCGCCCGGGAGCCCGAGAGCCCGGAACAUGGACCGAGUGACCAGAUACCAGAUCCUGAACAUCCCCCACUCGCGGCGCGUGGCCGGCCCGGCCUUCGACGGCGACCCCAGCUACACGGUCGAGCUGGUGAGCGUGGGGCCCCGCGCCGGCGGCUGGAGCCAGGACGACCCGCAGGCGUGGCCGGCUGACCGCAAGGCCCGGCCGAACCUGGUGCGGCCGGGGGCGCCCUACAGCCCGCGGGCCUUCUCGGUCCAGCGGUCGGCGCGGUCCCUCCACCCGGAGGACGGCGAGGAGGAGGAGACGGAGGUGUACCACCCGGACGUCAGGCGGCCGUGGGACCUGGAGCGGGAGCGCUGGGUGGUCAUCCAGGGCCAGGCGGUCAAGACGAGCGACGGGGGGGCCACGCUGGGUGACGCCCCUGACCACGGGGCCCCCGGGAGCCCCGGCCGGUGGCCGCCGUCCACACCCGCGGAGGAGAACGCGGUCGACAGGGAGCAGAUCGACUUCCUGGCGGCCAGGCGGCAGUUUCUGGGCCUGGAGCAGGCGCGCGCCGACGCCCCUCGGAGACCCGCGGGCAGGGCGGCCCCCGCGCACGACCCGCCCAGGCUCAGCCCGGCGCCCAAGGCCGAGACCAGGCCGCCGCUGGCCAACGGGCACGCGGCGCCGGCGAAGCCCCCGGGGAAGGAGGUGGUCCUGGAGGAGAGGGGCGUGCGCGGUUGGUCCGCGGGGGCCGCCGUCCCGGCUGCGGUGGAGCCCCCCGAGGCGCCCGGGGAGACGCCCAUCGAGCGCGAGAUCCGGCUGGCGCAGGAGCGGGAGGCGGCCCUGCGGGAGCAGCGGGGGCUGCGGCGGGCGAGCGGCCGCCAGGAGCUGGUGCAGGUGGUGUCGCGGCCGGUGCUGAGCAAAGUGACCCUGGCCGACGCCCCGAGGCGCGAGCGCGGGCGGCCGUCGCUCUACGUGCAGCGGGACCUGGCGCAGGAGACGCAGCGCGAGCAGGACCACCUGCGCGAGGGCCGGCGGGUGGGCCGCGCGUCCACCCCCGACUGGGCCUCCGACGGGUCCCCCCCGCCCGCCGGGCUGCGGAGGGCGCUCAGCUCGGACUCCAUCCUCGGCCCGACCCCCGACGCCAGGGCUGCCGACCCGGUUCCCGAGGCGCGCAGGGUAAGCCGCAUCCCGCCCAGCGCCUACCAGCCGUACCUGGGCUCCGCGGCGCCCCGGCCCGAGCUCCCCGCCGUCUACGCCGACGACGCCGAGGCCGCGGGGUCCCCGAGGCAUCUCUGGGGAGCCCCCGGGAAACCCCGGGGCGCGAAGCAGGAGCGCUCCAAGGCGGCGCAGGGAGCCCCGCGGGCCGACGGGGGCGUCGUGCGCUGGGAGAGCUUCCGCCUCCGUCCGCUGCGUUUCGGGGUCCCGGAGGAGCCCCCGCAGACCGAGGCCCCCCGGGACUGGGGCUGGGAGGCGCCCGGGGCCCCCGCCACGAGGCUGCACAGGUCCGGGUCGUCGGAGCUGCUGGAGCGCGAGGUGGAGACGGUGCUGCGCCGGGAGCGCGAGUUGGCGGCCGAGAGGCGGAGCGCGCUCUUCCCCGAGGUCUUCUCGCCGUCGCCGGACGCGGACGCGGACGACGACCGCGGCUCCAGGAGCUCGUCGCAGGCGUCCGGCCUCACGGGCAGCUACUCGGUGUCCGAGGUGCACUUCCGCCCCGUCCACCUGCAGUCGGGCCUGGCGUGGACGGCGGAGGCCCCGGCCGAGGCGGCGCCCGGGCAGAGGAAGAGGAAGGAGCAGUGGUACGCAGGCAUCAACCCCGCGGACAACAUCAACUCGGACAUCCUGGAAGCCACGAGGGUGACCCGCCACAAGAGCGCCAGGGCGGAACGCUGGGAAGCCGGCAUCUACGCGAGCGAGGACGAGGACUGAGCCUGGGGACAGGGGCGCCCACCCCCUGCCCUGCGGUGACCCCGUGGGAACUGCCCCCCGCCACCGACCCCAGCUUAGGAAAUAGGUCCCCGGCCAGGCCCACACGGGGGUCACGGGCACCAACCCCGGGGCGGCCGCGCUCUCCGA